AUGAUGAACGAUGAAAGUUUUAACAUUACGCAAACGUAUCUUAAGUUUCUAGAAGAGGAUUCGGAAAUGACAAUGCCAAUAGCUGCUAUUGAAGCGUUGGUUACAUUAUUAAGAGUGAAAAACCCAAGUACAGCCGCAGAAGUCAUAACUACAAUACAGCUGGCAGUGGAUGAAUUAGUUCAAUCUAUUCCUAACUCUGUUUCUUUGAGAGCAGGCUGUGACAUUUUCAUGAGAUUUGUUAUUAGAAAUUUACAUCUUUAUGGUGACUGGGAAAAUUGCAAACAGCAUUUAAUAGAAAAUGGUCAAUUAUUCGUCUCCAGGGCUAAAAUGUCUCGUGACAAGAUUGCUGAAAUAGGUAUUGAUUUCAUUACAGAUGAUGAUAUUAUUUUAGUUCAUGGGUUUUCCAGAGCUGUCGCCUCUUUAUUGAGCCAUGCUGCAGAAAAAUUAAUUAGAUUUAGAUGUGUCGUUACUGAAUCAAGGCCUACUAUACAAGGUAAACAACUAUAUGCAUUUUUAGAAAAGAAAGGUAUACCCGUUACUAUGGUAGUAGAUAGUGCGGUAGGCUCUAUUAUUGAUAAGGUUGAUAAAGUUAUCGUAGGGGCAGAAGGUGUUGCAGAAAGUGGUGGUAUUAUUAAUAUUGUUGGAACAAAUUCAAUCGGUGUUCUUGCACAGAAUGCUAGAAAACCUUUCUAUGUAGUCACAGAAAGUCAUAAGUUUGUUCGUAUGUUCCCGUUAUCUUCUGAUGAUUUACCAAUGGCAAGGAAAAGUCUGGACUUUUCUCGUCGUUCAGACGAUGAUGAUGAUAUUCUACGUGGUCCAGCUAUUGACUACACUUCUCACGAAUAUAUCACUGCAUUGAUUACGGAUUUGGGUGUAUUAACCCCAAGUGCUGUUUCAGAAGAACUGAUCAAGAUGUGGUAUGAUUGA
This is a messenger RNA of Kazachstania africana CBS 2517, 927 nucleotides long. It is a transcript of the gene GCN3, whose product is annotated as translation initiation factor eIF2B subunit alpha. NCBI's taxonomy places the organism in Eukaryota, Fungi, Ascomycota, Saccharomycetes, Saccharomycetales, Saccharomycetaceae. The record is from RefSeq and is a predicted model, not a curated record. Gene Ontology annotation, molecular function: translation initiation factor activity; guanyl-nucleotide exchange factor activity. Gene Ontology annotation, biological process: translational initiation. The transcript has a single exon. Gene Ontology annotation, cellular component: eukaryotic translation initiation factor 2B complex. Bases 1 to 927 code for a protein of 308 amino acids.